UGCGCUUACUUCAGGCGAAGUUAUUCACCUUAUAUUCGUUAUUCAUUAAUCGUUAAUUUAUUACAAACAAGAUAAUAUAAAGUAUGGAAUAGAAUUUAUUUGAUAUAAUCUUUUUAGUAGAUAAAUCGUUAUUCAUUAUUAAAUUCAUUAUUAAAGUUCAUUUGUAUAUUUUGAUAUUGUAAUUUAGAUUACAAUAUGAAUGGUAUGAUAUACAUGAAUUUAUUUGUAUGUACAUAUACGUUGACGCGUGUGUUUGUGUAGUGAGAUAAAUUAGGCUGAAUGCAAAAAAAUUGAAAAUGUUUUCACGUUUUGACUGCGCAAUUAUGUGUUGCGCGUGCAUGUGAAAUUCUUAAGUAAAUUUUUAAGAAAAUGAACGCCCAGGCGCAAGAACAUGGUCAUGCUGUUGUUGUGUGGGAGUGGGAAAAUCGUCACGGACGUUGGAGACCUUAUAGUCCUGCGGUGUCGCAACAUCUUGAGAGAGCACAUUGUAAAAAAUUAACUCGGGUCUUCCUGAAUGAUGCAGAUCCUAGUUUGGAUAGGUAUUAUAUAAAUUUAAAAACUAAAACACAAUGUAGUGAGGAUGGAAAUGAAACGCAUAAUAUUAGAAGAAAAUUUUAUCUUCCAAGUUCGCCAGCUGGUAAAGGGGCUAAAUGGGAGUGGGCUGGUGAUACAGAUGAUUGGCAUACAUAUGAUAUGGAAGUGCAAUGCUUGAUAGAAGAAGCAUGGGCAAGAGGUGAUAAAACUAUUGAUGUGUCUAAGACUUAUUUAGGUUUUCCUUAUAUCAUAAAUUUUUGUAAUUUGACUCAAGUUCGUUGUUGCACUGGAUAUGUAAGAUCGAUACGACGUAUUCAGCAAGCACCUUAUCCUUUAGUCAAAGUUGCUUUAGAAGAAUUACAAGCUAUUUCUGAAAUAAAAGCGACAUCUGUAAUUGUUAAAAAUUUAACUACAAAAAUCACACAUAAAAAGUCAUCUGCUGGAAAUACAAAAAAGAACAAUAAGAAGAGCAAAAGUGGAGAUACCGGUCCAUCAAACAUAGCUCGUGUUAUUUUGAGUAAUUUUAAUAUAUUUAGUAAUAAACAUGGAGUAGAAAAUAAUAAUUCAAUUACAAGCAUUGAAUCUGGACAAAAAAGAAAAACUUGGGAUAGUGCAUUGGAUGUAGAUUCUAGUAGUACAAAAAGUGGACGAAGGCCAAGCGUUGAUACAGUUUCUACAUAUUUGAGUCAUGAAAAUCCAAUAGAUUUAUUGGACAGCAGUGUAGGAAGUGAUGAUGCUUUCAAAGAUGCCAUUUUGAGUGUAGAUACUGAAUCUGAUGUUAUUUCCCAAUAUGUGAAAGUAGUAGAAAGUGAUAAUUGCGACUCUUGUCCUGUCUGUCUGGGUACGCCAGAGCCACUAACAGUAGAGUUAACUCGCUGUAAACAUAGAUUACAUUUAGCAUGUUUGAAUGCAAUGCUUAGUUGUCAACAACCUCCUAUGUAUAUACAGUGCCCUGUUUGUCGUUUAAUUUAUGGUGAAAAAAGAGGAAAUCAACCUCCCGGAACUAUGAAUUGGACAAGAAUACUCCGAGCACUACCUGGUUUUCCGAAUACAAAUACAAUUCAGAUAACCUAUGACAUUCCAUCAGGAAUUCAAGGAAGUGAACAUCCUAAUCCUGGUCAAGCUUAUUACGCUGUAGGCUUUCCACGUAUAUGUUACCUUCCAGAUAAUAAUUUAGGCCGCAGAGUUUUAAGAUUGCUACAAAUUGCAUUUGAACGAAAACUUAUAUUUACAAUCGGACGAUCGAUAACUACUGGAAGAGAAGAUGUAGUAACAUGGAAUGAAAUUCAUCAUAAGACUGAACUGGGACCAUCAACAACUGGUCAUGGUUACCCUGAUAAAAGUUACCUCGAAAGAACAUUGGCUGAACUAGCAGCUCAGGGCGUAACAGAUGGGCAAUCAUCACCUACAUUGUACCAGGAAUUACAAUGAAGUAAUAACUUCUAUUUAAUACAUUAUAUGAGAUCAAAUUUUACAAUUAAUAUUAAAUAUUCAGUAGACUUAUAAUUUAAUAUAAUGCCGUAGAUUCCGCACUGUGUGUUCAGUUAAUGUCACUUUUUUUAAAGUAAUCAAACGAUGAAAAGGUAAUAGUAUUAAAAAUUUAUAACUUGUCCAAAGCCAAUUUUAGUUUCUUAUGUGUAACAUAAUUGUGAUGCACAUAUACUACGCAACGCGACAGACAAUUACGUUAUAUUCAUAUUUUUAAGUUUACUUGCUAGUUUAUUUCUGUUUCAUGUAAUGAUUCAAAAAAGUAGUAAAUAUUUAUAUAUAAACAUUAGUUUUCCUGUAAUGUAUUAGAGAAAAGAAAUUAUACGGAUAUAUGAAUAUAAAUCUCUAUAAGAGAUAAGUGUAUUAAAAUACGAAUAUACGGUCCAUAUGUAUUCUAAAAUAAGAAAAAUACAUAUAUUUUAUAUGGAAUUGAAUCGUGUAAAAUUAUAUAUUUAUAACAAUUUCGUGACCUUUAUAAUUAAUAUAUUCUUAUAAUUUACUGCUAUUCAAUUUUAAAUUACUAUAUGUUGUCAUUCUUUCAAAGAAACAGAUCGUUUUGUAUUUUUUUGAGUAGUAUACGAUAGGUGGCGCGACUUUCAAUCCAAUAAAAUGGCCGAAAAUUGAUUUUUCUACGCGGACGUGAGUUCUAUAAAAUUUAUUACAUUCAAACACGAAUGAACGCCGUAUAUAUUGGGAAACGAUAAUGUUUUAAAAAAAAAAAAAAAAAAACGAAGAUUACAUUGUUACGAAUCGUGAUCAAUUGAAUAUACCUA
Messenger RNA from Bombus pyrosoma, 2795 nucleotides. RefSeq names its product protein deltex (gene dx). Gene Ontology annotation, cellular component: nucleoplasm. The record is from RefSeq and is a predicted model, not a curated record. Lineage: Eukaryota; Metazoa; Arthropoda; Insecta; Hymenoptera; Apidae. The coding region runs from base 370 to 1965 and encodes 531 amino acids. Gene Ontology annotation, biological process: Notch signaling pathway; protein ubiquitination. Gene Ontology annotation, molecular function: ubiquitin protein ligase activity; zinc ion binding. The transcript has 6 exons.